This is a messenger RNA of Solea solea (common sole), 1597 nucleotides long. Its product is annotated as eukaryotic translation initiation factor 4E-binding protein 1-like. Gene Ontology annotation, cellular component: cytoplasm. Bases 178 to 543 code for a protein of 121 amino acids. The record is from RefSeq and is a predicted model, not a curated record. Gene Ontology annotation, biological process: negative regulation of translational initiation. Gene Ontology annotation, molecular function: eukaryotic initiation factor 4E binding. NCBI's taxonomy places the organism in Eukaryota, Metazoa, Chordata, Actinopteri, Pleuronectiformes, Soleidae. The transcript is spliced from 3 exons.
UCUCUCUCUCUCUGUGCUCCUCUGACUUGUUUUGGAUUUUAUUUACAACACGUGGAGCCACGGGGAGAAUUUUAUUUUUAUUUUCCCCUGCUGUCUGUCCAGUUUCUCAACAGUUUGCUGACUUCUUCCACACUGACAGCGACUCCACUUGCAGCUGUACUCCGACCUUCAGAGACCAUGUCCGCGGGAGGCCGCACCACCAAGAGCCGGGCUAUCCCCGCUGUCAGGCGGGUCGCUAUCCACGAUGCAGCGCACAUGCCCGUGGACUAUUCCACGACCCCCGGGGGAACUCUGUUCAGCACCACGCCAGGAGGAACCAGAAUCAUCUACGAAAGGAAGUUCCUCCUGCAGUGUCGGACUUCUCCGUUGGCUCUCACGCCUCCAAAACUACCCGACAUCCCUGGAGUCACCACACCGCUCAGACCCAACCAGUCCGUCCACAAGAAGCAGCCCGAGCGGACGCCCAGCAGUGACGUCUCUGAGCAGAGCCUGGAAACGGAGGACAUGGCAGGAGAUGAUGCCCAGUUCGAAAUGGACAUCUGAUGAGAGUCGUCCACUGGGUUUUUAACAUAGUUACGUGGCGGUGAAAAGACGGGCCUAGUUUUACUAAACUGUUUAAUCUUCUUUCAGAUUUAUUCUGGGGGGGGAAAAACCUUGUUUUUGUUUAUCUUUGUAAAAGCUAAUAUGUGUAAAAAUGUUGUACUCUUAUAAAAAAAAAAAACACUUAAAGUUAAGCAUUAAAAAAUGACUUACAUUCAAGUCACACAAGUCAGCGUUUAUUAACAUUCAUGUCUUAUGUGAUUUAACUCAUUAUGUUCAGUGAUAUACAAAUAAGUUAGUAACAGUUAGAGGCCAAAUCCAGUAUUUUCAUGUGUAAAAUGUAUUACAUUUUAUCUUAAAUUCACUGAAAAUAACCUUUUACUUUUUAGAGUCCAGUGCUCUCAAACUCGUGGCCCGUGGACCCCAUGCGGCCUCCGAAUCAAUGUCAUGUAGCCCGCCACUUCAAUGUCUCUUUUUGAUAUUUAUAAAAUUCUUUUUGCCUCUUUUAUUCUGAAUUUUAUAUCUCAUUCUGUAUCAAAACAAACACUUUUAUUUUGAAAUUGUGCUAAUUUGUUACAGGCAUUCAAUACAAUCAAUAUUUUAGUGAUUUUAGAAAUUGAGUAAGAAGUUAGACUUAUUUUCCCAUGGACUUUAAUUCAAACUGAAUGUUUUUGCAACCAGUAAAGUCGCCCCCUUGUGGCUGUUCGAUAUAAUUUGUUUUUUUUCCUGGUUGCCUGGAAGAAACUGGAAGAUUUUGUGCAUUCAAAAACUUGGCAUUUAAAAUUUGUUCCACACACUGUGGUGUUUAAUUUACUGUUAGAUGCGCUUAUUGGAUCACUGACAACACAUUUUGUCAGUGAGAUGUUGAUAGAACAGAAAUUAUUGAAGUUAGAGACACAGCCAUACUUGACAUACUAAACACUGUCAAAAUAAAAUUAAAAAAAAUCACUGAAAUCUGUUCAAGGUAAGAAAUAAUUUAUUGUAAUACUGUACAUAGUGAACACAUAAAUGGAUCAAUGUGACCCAAACAUCUUAAUAAAGUUAAAGCGCUUGCUUA